AUGGACGCAAACGGAACGCAAAUGCUGUAUCGAGAAAGAACGUGGUGGCUAAACGAAUCGAAGAUGUCGAUUAGGGAGGGCCAUGCGUCCAAGUCCAGUUCAAAAGAGUCCGUGGUGAUGGUGAAUCUCUCCACCUAUAGGAUUCAAGGCGAAUUCGAUACUGGUGGCUGCGGUACGGUGUUGGUGGGCAGCCAUGCUCGCUCCAAACAAGCGGUGGUCAUUAAAAUGGCCAACAACGAGAUGGAGCAGCUCCUGCUCGCCACCGAGCGCCGGAUCUAUGCGCGGCUCUCGAAGGCCCAUGGAUGGCCCAGACUCAUCGACGCCGAAUCGCAAACGCGACGUGCUGGUUUUGGUAUGCCUGGGGCCAUCACUGCAGGAGUUAUUGGACUUGUGCGGAGGACGCUUCGGUCUGAAGACGGUUUCGCAGCUAGCGCUGCAACUGCUCGCCAGGCCGGAAACGUUCCAUGAGCUGGGGUACGUUCACUGCGACAUGAAGCCGGACAAUGAAGCCGGUCGCGGAACGACCCGCAAGACGCUGCACUUGAUCGACUUCGAUCUUGCCGAGCCGUAUCUGCACCCACGCACGGGGGAACACAUAGGAUGCGUUUUUCCCGUUCGCCGGAAUGAUCGAAUUUGCACCAGUGUUCGCUCAUCUGCUGUAUACACCGUGCAGGCG
Messenger RNA from Anopheles gambiae (African malaria mosquito), 676 nucleotides. RefSeq lists its product as uncharacterized. The record is from RefSeq and is a predicted model, not a curated record. The transcript has 2 exons. Bases 1 to 468 code for a protein of 155 amino acids. NCBI's taxonomy places the organism in Eukaryota, Metazoa, Arthropoda, Insecta, Diptera, Culicidae.